This is a messenger RNA of Aspergillus puulaauensis, 1959 nucleotides long. RefSeq names its product potassium channel family protein (gene TOK1). Gene Ontology annotation, cellular component: membrane. The transcript has 3 exons. Bases 1 to 1959 code for a protein of 652 amino acids. The record is from RefSeq and is a predicted model, not a curated record. Lineage: Eukaryota; Fungi; Ascomycota; Eurotiomycetes; Eurotiales; Aspergillaceae. Gene Ontology annotation, biological process: stabilization of membrane potential; potassium ion transmembrane transport. Gene Ontology annotation, molecular function: potassium ion leak channel activity.
AUGUCUCAAACUACAACCCUAGACCAUGCGACCUCGUCCAAAAAAGCGACGGCCAGCAGGAAAGACAACUCAGGGUGGUCCAAGUUCACAAGCAAAUUCCACAUGAGGCCACCAGACGACGACGAGCCUCAAGACUGGUGGUUCGCAUCCACUGCAAUUCCCCUCGCUGCAGCGACUACCGGGCCUCUUGCCAGCCUCAUGGCCAUAGUGGCCUUGGUCAGUCCCUGGCGAAGUAAUAUUCUGUACGACCAGGAAGGUGUAGAUGGUACCCCGGUACAAGUGGGGUUUGCGGAUCCUCGAUGGUGUGUCGCGCUGAAUGCGACAUCGCUUGCGUUUGGUAUAUUGGGGAAUUUCUUCCUGCUGUGCAAUUUCACCCGUCUAGUGCGGUAUAUCAUUGCGCUGCCUGUGUCUAUCUUUCUAUGGAUGGUGUCGACGGUCAUAUUGAUCGGACUGACGGUGUCCAUGCAUCUCCAUCACAGCCCUAUCCCCCCUAACCAAACCUACUCCCAAGCCUACUGGAGCGCCGUCAUCUCCGCAGUGCUCUAUUUCCUCCUCUCCACGAUCCUCAUGAUAAACAUGCUGGGCUACUUCCUAGGCCACUACCCCCAGAACUUCGUCCUAACCAGCGACCAGCGAACCCUGAUCCUCCAAACAACAAGCUCUGUAGUCUGGCUCGCCAUCGGAGGUGUCAUAUUUAGCCACGUCAUGGACAUAUCCUAUGCAAACGCCGUGUACUUUUCCGACAUCACGAUCCUCACAGUCGGGUUCGGCGACAUCACGCCAACAACUGCGCUCGGCCGCGGCCUGGUUUUCCCAUACGCUGUUAUCGGCAUUGUCAUGCUUGGUUUGGUUAUCUCGAGCAUUCAUCGCUUUAUACAGCAGAUUGAGCGACAGGACGUCCUCCUCCACCAUGCCGAGCGCAAGAGGAGGGCCGUGGUGCGGCAGUCUGAUGGGACGGAAUCAGGCGCGGAGAUUGACUUCCAGCGGCGAUAUACGCGGAGGAAGCCAAUCGUCAGCAGGAUCCAUGCGUUUACUUGGAUAGCGCGGGGAAGCACACUCUCGAAGCUGACGCAGAUGAAAGAAGAGCGGGACCGAUUCGACGCCAUGCGCGCCAUUCAGACCGAGACGGUGCGGUAUCGGCGCUGGAUGAACCUUGCUAUCAGUGUUCUGGUCUUUGGGAUUAUGUGGGCGGUUGGUGCCGUUGUAUUCUGGGCGCUCGAGCACGAUCUAACGUAUUUUGAGGCGCUGUAUUUUUGCUUCACUUCUCUGCUGACUAUAGGCUAUGGAGAUAUCACGCCUACUACCAACGCUGCAAGGCCGGUGUUUGUUGUCUGGUCUCUCCUGGCUGUACCGACGAUGACGUCCCUGAUCUCAAAAAUGAGUGAUACGCUUGUCGAUGGUUAUCAAAGGGUUACGAAUGGUGUGGCUGACUGGACGGUAUUGCCGCAGUCGGGCCAGUAUAGCGCUGCGAUAUCGCAAUGGUCUGGAACGGUGAAGCGUAUAUUUAGGUCGGCAUUAUCCGGUUCCAGCGAGUCUGACUUUGAGAGAGGGCGUCAAGGGGAGCAAACACAAUCUGCAUCCCACGUUAGACAGUCCUCCUCUCUGUCCCUUGAAUCCCUCGCUCGAUCUCCAAGGCCCACCACCCAUAGACUAGGACAGCAGCUCGUUCUUGCAAUCCAGAAAGCGAUUAAAGAUGCCGUCUCCGGGAAGCGCAAGAGAUAUAGCUAUGAGGAGUGGGUCUCGUUUAUCCGGUUGAUCCAGUUCACGCACGUCAAAGGUGACGCAGACGGAGAAGACGGCGAUGAAAGUAUUCGUCUCGACGAGGAUGAAUAUGGCCUGCUUAACUGGGACUGGAUCGGACAGCAUAGUCCCAUGUUGACCGAGAAGACAGAGCCGGAGUGGGUUCUUGAUCGGCUUUGCGAGAGUCUGGGGCGGCUUCUUGCUAGGGUUGAGCCGUGA